Molecule: messenger RNA, 1635 nt
Organism: Arabidopsis lyrata subsp. lyrata
Lineage: Eukaryota; Viridiplantae; Streptophyta; Magnoliopsida; Brassicales; Brassicaceae
Product: probable acyl-activating enzyme 4
Source: RefSeq, a predicted model, not a curated record
AUGGAACUUUUACUCCCACACGCUUCAAACUCAUGUCCUCUCACUGUUCUCGGCUUCUUAGAACGAGCCGCCUCCGUCUUCGGAGGCUCUCCUUCCCUCCUCCACACAACCACCGUCCAUACUUGGUCUGAAACUCAUUCUCGAUGUCUCCGCAUCGCUUCAACUCUCUCUUCCUCUUCCCUCGGUAUCAACCGUGGCCAAGUUGUCUCUGUUAUUGGUCCCAACGUUCCAUCUGUUUACGAGCUUCAGUUCGCGGUUCCAAUGUCAGGCGCAGUCCUCAACAACAUCAACCCGCGUUUAGACGCUCACGCACUUUCCGUCCUUUUGCGUCACAGUGAAUCCAAGCUCAUGUUUGUUGACCAUCACUCAAGAUCUUUAGUCCUCGAAGCUGUCUCGUUCUUGCCCAAGAAUGAGAGGCCUCGCCUCAUCAUCCUCAACGACAGAAAUGACACGCCAUCAUCUACAUCGGCUGACAUGGAUUUUCUUGACACAUACGAAGGGGUGAUGGAGAGAGGAGACCCAUGUUUCAAGUGGGUUCGUCCGAAAAGCGAGUGGGUUCCAAUGGUGCUUAACUACACCUCAGGAACUACGUCGUCUCCAAAGGGAGUGGUGCAUAGCCACAGGUCAGUUUUCAUGAGCACUAUUAACUCUUUGCUAGACUGGUCUUUGCCUAACUGUCCGGUAUACCUGUGGACCCUACCGAUGUUCCACGCCAAUGGGUGGAGCUACACGUGGGCCACAGCAGCUGUGGGGGCCACAAACAUCUGUGUCACAAGAGUUGACGCACCGACUAUAUUCAACUUGAUCGACAAGUAUCAAGUGACCCACAUGUGCGCUGCACCAAUGGUUCUCAACAUGUUGACCAAUUACCCAGGCCAGAAACCGCUUCAGAGCCCAGUUAAGGUUAUGACAGCUGGAGCUCCACCACCAGCUACAGUCAUCUCCAAGGCUAAGGCACUCGGUUUCGACGUGGGUCACGGUUACGGGAUGACAGAAACCGGCGGCCUGGUUGUCUCGUGCGCAUGGAAGCCUGAGUGGGAUCGUCUAGAACCAGACGCAAGAGCAAAACUGAAAUCAAGGCAAGGAAUUAAAACUGCGGUAUUCGCGGAAGUCGAUGUUAGAGACCCAUUAUCCGGGAAGGGCGUGAAGCAUGAUGGAGCAACUGUUGGAGAGAUCGUCUUCAAAGGCGGUUCGGUCAUGCUGGGUUAUUACAAAGACCCAGAAGGCACCGCGGCAAGUAUGAGAGAAGACCGAUGGUUCUACACCGGAGACAUUGGUGUAAUGCACCCAGAUGGUUACUUGGAAGUCAAAGACAGAUCAAAGGAUGUGGUCAUUUGCGGAGGAGAGAACAUCAGCAGCAUGGAACUCGAGGCAGUUCUGUACACAAACCCCGCAAUUAAGGAAGCAGCUGUGGUGGCUAAGCCAGACAAGAUGUGGGGAGAAACUCCAUGUGCAUUUGUCAGCUUGAUAUCAUGCGGGUCUGUGACUGAAAGAGAGAUAAGGGAGUUUUGUAAAACCAAGCUGCCAAAGUAUAUGGUUCCAAGGAAUGUGGUUUUCCUGGAAGAGCUUCCAAAGACUUCUACUGGAAAGAUUCAAAAGUUUCUUCUCAGACAAAUUGCUAAGUCCUUGCCUUGA